AUGCCACAGCUAAGCUCUACUAAAAAAACAUGGAUGCUAUUAAACAUGCUGUUUGGAGCAAAUUACACACUAUAUAUCACGCUUCAUCUGAUCCGAAUUCCGAUAUACCCACUGCCAAACUUUGUCAACAUUCUGUGCUUGAUAUCAUCAUAUUCAAUCUCCCUACUUCCACAUUUCUCGUCCAUAGGAGAGAUCUUGUCGCAACCGAACAUCUACUGCAUUAUGGUGUUCCUCACAUUCCCUCACGAGAUUCUUCUCCUUCCAUUUUAUCUUUUGUCGAUAUACCAUCUCAGCUCUUUUGUACUGUCCAACAAGAAGAUUUUCGAAAGAACGGUCAUAUACCCAGCAUGUGUUUCUCUGUCUGCAUAUCAUGUUUCCCUCGGGAGGCUAGCCUUGUUCACAGAGGCUCUUACUGUCCCUCUUUCCUUUUUAAUGAUAUUCCUUAGAAAGUCAAGUCUUGUCACUUUCACGGCGUUUAUUGCUAUGGUGAGGCAACAAUACUUCAACAAUCCAUCAAUGAGAAGUGUUUUUGGUGAGAUACGUGUGUCCUUGGAUAGAUGGAUUCUCAGUUGCCCACGUGAUGUACAAGAGUAUUAUCGAAGGGGAAGGGACUUUCUGGUUUCAACCCAUUCAACUAAGAAGUUAAAUUAA
This is a messenger RNA of Encephalitozoon romaleae SJ-2008, 651 nucleotides long. RefSeq lists its product as hypothetical. Lineage: Eukaryota; Fungi; Microsporidia; Unikaryonidae. The record is from RefSeq and is a predicted model, not a curated record. Bases 1 to 651 code for a protein of 216 amino acids. The transcript has a single exon. Gene Ontology annotation, cellular component: membrane.